Molecule: messenger RNA, 783 nt
Organism: Salmo salar (Atlantic salmon)
Lineage: Eukaryota; Metazoa; Chordata; Actinopteri; Salmoniformes; Salmonidae
Source: RefSeq, a predicted model, not a curated record
CCCAAAAUUAGUUGAAAGGCUAAGGGAUUCUCUUCCUGAGAAGAAGCUGACAGCCUUCAAACAGAGCAAAAAAAGUUCUUUGUCAUGUGCGACGUGAAGACAGGAUUUGUCCAGGAUAUUAUAGUUUACACAGGGUCCACCACUGACAUCCAACAUUAUGAGGGGCUUGGGGUGUCCGGGUCCGGGGUGAUGACCAUGCUGGCUCCUCAUCUCGGCAAGGGACACACUUUGUACAUGGACAAUUGGUACAGCAGUCCCACACUCUUCCAGCAUCUGCUCUCCAACAGCACAGGGGCCUGUGGCACAGUCAGGUCGAACAGGAAGGGGAUGCCGGCAUUCGGAUGCAGGAAGAUGCAGAGAGGGGAGGUGGAGUUCCAGGAGAACGGUCAACAGCUGGCAGUAAAGUGGCAUGACAAACGAGACGUCCAUGUCCUCUCCACUGUCCAUACAGCAACCAUGUCGGCCACAGGGAAGGUGGACCACCUGACGGGAGAGAGAAAGAUCAAACCAGAUUGUGUGCUUGACUAUAACCUCAAAAUGGGGGCCGUGGAUAAGGCGGACAUGAUAAACAGCUUUGUGGAAUGCACUCGGAAAACGACCAAGUGGUAUAAGAAGAUAUUUUUCCAGCUGAUCGACACUGCUGUCCUCAACGGCAGCAUAGUUCACCGCCAACUAACAGGUAAAGUAAUUACCUACCAAAAAUACAGAGAGAACCUCAUGAGAGAGCUGUUGGAGGAGCACCACACCCUUCGGCGCCCCUCCACUGGACUCGCCCUGCUGUAG